AUGAACAGCCCGUCGAAGCGUCACAAGAAGAACGAUGGAACAGGCCAGCCGGUACGCAGCUUAGACUACUUCUUCGCAAAGCAAACCGCCAAAGCGGCAACAAAAGAUGCGACGGAUAUCACUAAGCAUGAGGGAGCGCAAAUAAAACAAGAUACAGCACUUCUCACGGACGAGGAGUUUGCGCGGAAACUCCAAGAAGAAUGGAACAAGGAAGAUCAGCAGCAUGCCGAGCGUGUAGGCUCGAACGAGCUUUAUGAAGAUCCGAAGUCUACUACAAUUGGCCCAUCCCUUGGCGACACCGAAGGAUUGCGGAUUCCUGAGCCUGUCGAACCAGAAAACCCCCCCAAUCCCGCACCCCCGAUCCAGAAGAACACGCUUUCACUACAAUCGACCGCUUCUGAAGAAGACGCCAUAACCGCAAACAUCCCCUUCGAUCAGAGCCCCCUCGAAUUCGACCCCUCGAAGUACAUACCAGAAUUGCAGAAACACUGGGUUACAGAUGGAGGACGUGCGACAUACGCCCUACUGACGCGAUGCUUUGUUUUGGUCAAUAGCACAACGAGUCGCAUAAAAAUCGUGGACACGCUGGUAAAUUUGCUGCGAACGCUUAUCGAAAGCGACCCGAGUAGUUUGCUCCCCGCCGUGUGGCUCGCCACAAAUGCGAUAUCGCCUCCGUACAUUGACCUCGAGCUGGGAUUGGGAGGCUCGGCAAUCUCGAAAGCGUUGAAAAAGGUGUGCGGCUUGGACAACGCAGGCUUGAAGGUGUUGAACAACAAGUAUGGAGACGCUGGGGACGUAGCAUUUGAAGCGAAGAAGAGGCAAUCUUUCACAUUGCGGAAGCCGAAGCCUUUAACGAUCAAGAGUGUCUUCGAGUCGUUGGUCAAGAUUGCCAACAGCAAAGGACAAGGGAGCGUAGAGAAUAAGCAGAGGAUAGUUGAAAGGCUCGUCCAAGACGCACGAGGCGCGGAAGAAAGUCGUUAUAUUGUGCGGACAUUGGUACAGCAUCUCCGGAUUGGCGCUGUCAAAACCACGAUGCUCAUCGCUUUGUCGCGUGCGUUCCUGUUAUCCAGACCGUUGAAUGCCGAUUUUGAGAUUCGCACACAGAAAGCUCUGGCAACGCUGAGAAAAGAAGAGCUGAUGGAGAUCUACAGCAGGAACGAAGAGAUGGUCAAGGCAUGCUUCGCCCGGAGACCGAACUACAAUGACCUCAUCCCUGUGCUUCUUGAAAUUGGUGUGUGCGACGAACUACUUCUUCGAUGUGGACUCGCUCUCCAUAUCCCACUACGACCCAUGUUGGGAAGUAUCACGCGCGAUAUGGGCGAGAUGUUUACAAAGCUGCAAGGUAGAGACUUUGCUUGCGAGUACAAGUACGACGGGCAGAGAGCCCAGGUACAUUGCGACGAGAAAGGCAAAGUCACAAUAUUCUCCCGACACUUGGAGGUGAUGACCGACAAAUACCCCGAUCUUGUAGCCCUGGUGCCGAAGAUACGAGGAGAGGGUGUGUCAAGCUUCAUCCUAGAAGGCGAAGUGGUCGCCGUUGAUCGUGAAAGCGGAGACCUCAAGACGUUUCAGACACUUGCCAACCGCGCUAGGAAGGAUGUCGUUAUUGGUGCUGUGACGAUCGACGUAUGUUUGUUUGCUUUCGACCUGAUGUAUCUCAACGGAGAGGAGCUCCUGGACCGACCGUUCAGGGACAGGAGGUCCUUACUCAAGAGUCUCUUUGUCGAGAUCCCACACCACUUCACGUGGGUCAAGUGCCUGGACGCUACCUCUGCAGACGUCGACACCGUGCAAUCCUUUUUCCAGAGCGCACUAGACAUCAAGUGUGAAGGUAUCAUGGUCAAAAUCCUCGACAACCUCCCGAAUCCCGAUCUCUGGGAUGACGCUGCGGAAAGCAUACCGAUCCUACCCACAACGCCCAAGAAAAAGAAGCCGGCCAAAUCAAAGACCAGACCAAAGACCAACAAUGUCGCAGAUAAGGACGAGCACAAGUCCACCGGCCGCCGCAAAGCCCUCCUCUCCACCUACGAACCCGACAAGCGCCUCGACUCUUGGCUCAAAGUAAAAAAGGACUACUCGUCAACCUCCGAAACGCUGGAUCUAAUUCCCAUCGGUGCAUUCCACGGUAGUGGUAGGAAGUCGGCUUGGUGGUCGCCCAUCCUGCUCGCUAUUCGAAACGCCGAAACAGGGCAGCUGGAAGCCGUCACAAAGUGUAUGAGCGGCUUCACUGACGCCUUCUACAAGGCGAACCGCGCAAAGUACGACCCCGACGAUCCAGACAAUUCAAACACGUUGGGCGAGAAACCAAGUUACGUCGAGUACAACGGAGGAUCAGGGUGGCCUGAAGUGUGGUUCGAGCCGCAGGAGGUGUGGGAGGUUGCGUUUGCGGAUCUGACGCUGAGCCCAACGUAUACAGCCGCCAUCGGCCUUGUGAGUGAGGAGAGGGGAUUGAGUACCAGGUUUCCGAGGUUCUUGAAAGUCAGGGAAGACAAGAGCAUCGACGAAGCGACGGAGGCUGCAGAGCUGGCAACGCUGUACCGGAAACAAGAGGCCAAGGUGGUGAAGAAAGAGGAGGUGAACGAGGACGACGUUGACUGA
Cucurbitaria berberidis CBS 394.84 is the source of this 2598-nucleotide messenger RNA. Its product is annotated as ATP-dependent DNA ligase. The transcript has a single exon. Gene Ontology annotation, molecular function: DNA ligase (ATP) activity; ATP binding; DNA binding. Gene Ontology annotation, cellular component: DNA ligase III-XRCC1 complex. Gene Ontology annotation, biological process: double-strand break repair via alternative nonhomologous end joining; mitochondrial DNA repair; DNA biosynthetic process. The coding region runs from base 1 to 2598 and encodes 865 amino acids. NCBI's taxonomy places the organism in Eukaryota, Fungi, Ascomycota, Dothideomycetes, Pleosporales, Cucurbitariaceae. The record is from RefSeq and is a predicted model, not a curated record.